UUUGGCUCCAGGACUUCGUACCUCAUGUCGCUGCCACUGCAGGGUGGCCGCGUGCCCCGCGGGGCAGCGGGCGCGCGAUGACGUCGGCGCUGGCGGCGGCCCGGUGCUGCUUUCCGAGCUCGCCUUGUCCGUCGCUGGGGGGCACACUCACCUGCAGGCCCGUGGGGAACCCGGCCGACUGCGCCGAGACUGCUGGCGACGUCUUCGUCACCGGCGACGGCUUUCGAGCGGGCCUGUGGCACUGCGAGGCCCCCGCCGACUCGCAGGACGGGCUCCCCGGCUGGUCGGACACGCUUUGGCCCUUCCUGGUCAUCCCGGCGCUGGCGCUCGCGGGCGUGGCCGUGCUGUGGUUGGCGCUGGGAUGCGUGUACAAGUGCCUCGUCGGAGGGCGCCUGCAUCGGUUCGCAGUGACAUACAUAGGUUGCCUCGAGCACCCACAGCCGCGCAUCCCGGACUUCAUUUUCUGGGUCAACGCCCUGCAGAUCGCUGUCUCCACGGUCGAGGUGGCGAUCUUCGUGUCCGACACUUACGUGCGGGCGCCGCAGCUGGCGCAGCUGAGGCUGGUGGAGGCCCUAGGCGGCUUUUACUGUGUCGUCCACGUCUUGGUCCGAGGAGUUCAGAGCGAGUUCAAGCUCCACCCAUGUUGGGUGUCAGGCUGGCCGUGGACACGCUGACGGUACCUCACAUGCUCUUGAGCGCUCUGGCGCCGUCGCCAGACGGCUGGCUCUCGCUGAAGUUCCUCCGGAGUGUUGCGGCACUGCAGGCGUGGCAGCAGCUGCAGGCACUGGGUGGUGUCAGUAAGUCAGAAAAUCAAGAGAUGAGGAGGCUGGUGUUGAACUUCGGUCUCAAGUGCUUCUGCUUCCUCGUGUGCGCUGCCUGCUUGAUACUGUUGCUCGAAGUGCUGGGGGAUCCCGUGGACUUGCGCGACGGGCGGAUCGAAACAGACAUGGGCUACAUAGAUUUCUUCUUGCUGACCUAUUGGCUGAUCGAGACGCUUUCGACGGUUGGAUUCGGGGAUUAUGCACCACAGACGAUGCCCUCGAAGGCAGUGAUGAUAGUCUGCAUGCUGUCGGGCGUCACCGUGUUCACCCUGCAGCUGGGCAGCUUCAUGAGCAUCAUGGACCAGGAGCGCAAGGGCGCAGGCAGCUUCCACAAGAGCUACGGGAAGCCCCACGUGGUGCUUCUCGGCGGCGGGGUGCAGCAGAUAGACGAGACCUUCCUGCUCGCCUUCCUCGAGGAGCUGUUCCACGAGUCCUACCGGAACUCCUGGCCCGAGCUGGUGGUGCUGACCCUGGGGACCGAGCGGGUGACCAGGGUUCAGGACCUUCUGAGCGUGUCCCUCGACCGGGAGACAAGGCACUGCGUGCAGUGCCUCGACGGCUCGGCCCUGCACCCUCCGGAUCUCGCGCGCUGCCGCUGCGACUCGGCCCAGCUGGUGUUCGUGAUGGCUGACACCACCGGCGCCCCGGACCCCAUCCAGGAGGACAACGAGAACAUCCUGCGGGCCAUGAGCGUCUCGAUGCGCUACCCGCGCUCUCGGGUCAUGGUGAUGCUGCUGGCCCAGGAGUCGAAGAGCAGGGCGCUGAGCGUGGGCCUGCGCCCUCAGCACUGCUUCUCCGUGAUGGAGAUGAAGAACGGCCUCUUCUGGCGGUCGACCCACUGCAAGGGCCUCGUCACUAUGCUCUCUAACCUCAUGAUGACGACGGAGGACACGGCGAUCGAGGCCCCCGUGCUCGCGACCUACCCGUGGCUGCAGACUUACGCCGAGGGGCAGGGCCACGAGGUGUACGGGCUGCUGCCGGAGUCCGAGUUCUGGGGGCGGCCCAUCAGCGAGUUCGUGGAGCAGGCCUACCUGCGGAAGGGCAUUUGCAUCCUCGCGGCGCAGAUAGAAGGCGUGGUGGUGCUGAGACCGCUCAGGAGGCUGGACGCUGUCAGCAAAGACAUCGUCUUCUUCGCCCUCGCGCAGGAUGAGCUCAUGCUCCACGGCAUCGCCAGUCUGGCCACAGACUGGACGGAAGUAUUUACGAGCAACCAGAUGGCUAUGUUCAAGCGUGAGGACGCAGACGCCGAGAGGGAGAAUCUCUUCUGGCGAACCCAGCAGGCCCGCGGCUCGGAGACAUGGGUCCAGGGGGAGGCGAGCGCAGCGGCGGCGCAAGGGGUGGGCCCCACCGAGGACGAGGCGAGCCAGCAUCCCGUCGUCGACACGAGGUCCCCGAUAUCUAUAGGUCGCGUGAGCAGGAAUCACAUCCUGCGCUCGCAGAGCGUGGUCAGGCGCUUCUCGCUGGCAAGCGCCGAGGAUCCCUGGUCCGCCGCGGCGUCCGCCGUGCACGCCGCGGGCGCCGAGCGCGGCGACGCCGAGGAGACCACGGACGCGGCAACGCUGCAGCUGCAGAGGCAGAGGGUCUUUGCGCGCAGGUCCAGCGACCUGAGGAUGCUCACGCUGCAGGCGGAGCGGGCCCUGAACAUCAAGCAGAGAGCCUACUCCCGCAAAUUCUGCCUCGUGCUGGAGGGCUCGGGCUCGUGGAAGCAGCUGGUGGGCUUCAUCUCCGAGCGCAGCGCGCCUUUCCUGCCGUUCCGGAUGCCGGCGAUCGUGCUGUGUCCGGAGAUGCCCCCAGAGGGGGUGCAGGACUCUAGAGGCCUCCCAGAUGGGGAGCUGGCUGUGCUGGUCGGCAACAUCAGCGACAGGCGCGACCUGCUCGUUGCCGGGAUCGACAAGUCCAGCAUCGUCGUCUGCCUCGGCCACAGCGAGAGCAGCGUGACGGCCGAGGCCGCCACAGCCCUCCUCGACUCCGACGUCGUCACCCUGUACCGCAUCGUCAGCCAGAUGGCGCCUCCGACCUGCGACAUGAUCUUCGAGUUCAAGCGCACGCGGAGCUUCCGGCUCCUGCCCCGCGAGCAGAAGCUCCUGAAGAAGGCGCCGCAGCCGGAGCCUCUGCACCACGAGUCGCAGGCGGCAGCGGCGCCCGCGCUGGGCGGCCCCGGCGAGUGGUCCCGGCGCAGCCUGGGCGGCCACCUGGGCGAGCCCGAGUCGGCGCACCUCGACCCGCGCUUCGCCUCGGGCCGGCUCUUUGCCCCGCACGUGCUCGGCGCCCUGUUCGCGCGCAGCUUCCACACGCCCGGCAUCCUCGAGGUGAUGGAGGCGCUGGUCACGCACAGGGCCGAGGCCGAGGGCAGGGACGAGGUCGCCGAGCUGGUCUGGCUCGUGAAGCUCUGGCCGGAGUACGCCGGAAAGACGUAUGGAGACCUCUUCUGCGCGCGCCUCUCCGAUGCCAUGCACCCUGCAAUACUGUUGGGUAUCUACAGGAAAUGCCACGGGAACACCUCGCUGGGCAACAACGGAUUUGUCUGGACGAACCCGCCCAAGAAGACACGCCUUGAGCGCACCGACAUGAUCUACGUCCUGGCGAACCAAGACUUCGGCCGGUUGGCUCACACGUCGAACCUACUGCCCCACUCUCCGGCUGGCCUCACCAGCCUUCUGCUGAACAAGGUCGCCGGCUUCCAGGAUCGUCGCUCGCGAAUCGACACCGACAGAGAGUCUGGCCUGUCUGGGUCGCCGAGGUCUCCGAGGUCCCCGAGGAGGACUCCAAGGUCUUCCGGGCGGACUCAGAGGUGGUCUCCGAGAUUGUCCCCUCGAAUGUAGGCCUUCAAUGUUCAGUGGCAACUUUGGCUGGCUCCCCCUUGGCGUUCCCCCUCAGUGAUGGUCUCCGAGGCUGUCCCCUCAGAUGUAGGCCUCCUGUGUGUGCGCGUGUGUGUGUGUGUGGCCAGGAGACGCAAAGGCGGUCUCUCGAGGCAACCAACUGCGGCCUCGCAAAAUACACCAUCAUGACCGUGACGUGGCGGGGAGCAUCACGUCAUCCAGCACACGGUCUCUCUUUCUCUCUCUCUCUCUCUAUCUCUUUCCUUUUCCUUAUAGCAGCAGCAGCAGCAGCAGCAGCAGCACCAGCAGCAGCAGCAGCAGCACCCAGACAUCCGAUGUCAUGUUUUCUCACGACGCGGCUCGCCAGAGGUCAAGACCCCUUCCUGGGGACUGGCUUUUCAUCCCGUGCUGUUUUCUUAUUGUCCCAG
Messenger RNA from Prorocentrum cordatum, 4068 nucleotides. The record is from the annotation of a GenBank genome assembly. Lineage: Eukaryota; Dinophyceae; Prorocentrales; Prorocentraceae.